Molecule: messenger RNA, 531 nt
Organism: Effrenium voratum
Lineage: Eukaryota; Dinophyceae; Suessiales; Symbiodiniaceae
Source: the annotation of a GenBank genome assembly
AUGAAGGACGAUGGGCGGGGCGUGGGGGAGCCGCUGAACGAGACGCAGUACGUGACGCCGUACCUAUCGAACCCCCAGGGCCAGCACUAUGGCAAGGGCCUUGUGGUGCGGGGCCAGCAUUGGCUCAGCUUCGAAGCGCCAAAGAGCGCCGCGAAGUCCUGGCGCCCGCUGAUGGACCGCGUCUACAUGGCCCCUGCGCCCUUCUUCGGGGCCCAAGGCAAGCCCUUCGCCGCGGUUGAAAAGGCCCUGCCUCCCAACCUGGAGAUUGUCACGCUGGCACCUUGGGACCAGAAGACGCUGCUGCUCCGUAUUGCGCACCAGUUCGGCUUGUCCGAGGAGCGCCGGACAGUUGCUUUGCCCUUGCAUUCGCUCGCCGGCUCCAGCGACAGAGUCAGCGGCGAGCCAAUAGCGCUGCUUUGGGGGCCGAUCCCUGCGCGACCGAUCGACCGAUCGGAUCUUGGCUUUCGCGAUGGCACUGGUUCUUUCGUGCUCUGUGCCCCGCGGCGAAAGAAUGGAUGGGACGGGUCGUGA